Messenger RNA from Dimorphilus gyrociliatus, 1557 nucleotides. NCBI's taxonomy places the organism in Eukaryota, Metazoa, Annelida, Polychaeta, Dinophilidae. The record is from the annotation of a GenBank genome assembly.
GUUUUCUGUUGGUGAGCCGUAGGAGAAUGUUACAAAAUUUAAAAUAUCUUUCAAAUACGGAUGUUUUCUUAUUUAUUUCGUGCCGGAAUGAGUUGAUAGAAGAGAAGAACAUUUUAUCAAUUUACCUAAAUCAAGCCUAUUCAUUUAAAGAAAAUGUUCAGUAGAUUUUAUUGAUUUCAUAUUUUUUUGAAUAAUCAUUUAAAAAAAAACCUACAGGAAAAUUACGCUUCGUCUGACGAUAAAUUUGAAUUUAAAUUCAGAAUGAAAGAAGAAUAUUUUCAAUUGGAUCAACAACACGGAAUAAGAAUAUCACUGACAGGAAAAGAUGUUAAAGAAAUCAAAUCUUUUGCCACUUUUGAAGAGAUAUUUAAGACUAAUCCAGAAACAAAUAUGAUUGAUCCUUUUAAAUUUGAAAUUGGCAACAAAUAUCCUCCUCUUCAUAUGACUAUUUCAAUUGGUAAAUUUUCUGAAGAUUGUAUUUUCGAUACAUUACUCAAGUAUAGAGAUUCGGAUUCUAUUAAAUCUUCUAGAAGAAGACAGGAAGAUAAAGCUACAAUUAAAGAAGCUUUCUAUUAUUUUUGGAGAAGAUCACUCACAGGACACAUAUGUAUGCCAUUUCGACAAACUGCUACAACAGUAAACUUUGAUGAUGAUAGGCCUGGAAAGAAGAAACAAGUUUUUGAUACAACUCAAUCAAAUGUUUCAAUCAUUUUAAACAGCACUAAAAACAGAAACUACCAUGAAAUUGAUAUUGAAAAUUUGAAAAGAUUAAUGAAAAUGCUCAAUUAUAGAUAUGAAAUAUGGGAGAAUUUGUCUUUGGAAGAGUUCAAUACAAAAAUAGAUUCCCUACAAAUAGAUUCAUUAAAGUCACUCACAUUCUAUGUAAUGAGCCACGGCAACUAUCAAGGUUUUGUUUUAAAGGACAUGAAUAGCUAUAUAAAAUAUACAGAUUUUCUUUUUACUAUUACAAAAAAAAAGAAAUUGAAAAAUUUAGAUAUUCCAAUGAUAUUCUUUUUUCAAACUUGCCGUUCAGCAACAGAUGAUGCUUCAAAAGUAAGACCUUUGCAGGAGUUUAGUCACAGUUUACAUCCAUUUACGACUAAUAAUAAAACUGACGAAGAGAACAUUUUUGAAGGAUAUGCAUCAGUUAAAUAUUUUCCAUCAUUUCGGACACCGUAUGGAACAUAUUAUAUACGUGCAAUAAUCAUCUGUAUUAUUCUGUUCCGGCAUAAAGACAAUCUGGAAGAGAUAAUGGAAAAGGUUAAAAAAUGCAUGUUUGGAGCUGAACCACGUCCCUUCCAAAUCGGAAAAGAACUUGAACUUUUUAAGUCUAUUGGAUUCGAUCACUCAAGCAGAAAAAGAAGGCAAACUUUAUGUUAUGCUCCUCAUAUGCCUAUAGAACAAGAUGACAAGCUAAAAGCAAGACAAAAAUGGGUAACUGGAGUCCUAGCCAAGAUCUUAAUCAGUCAUGACGGAGUUAAAAAGAAAUUCAGGAUCGAGACCAAAAUGGGGCCAUUCAUAAGAGCUGUGGGUGAACUACUACUUGUGGGAGAAUGA